UGAAUUUUGAUUUUUUUUUUGCUCCCACCUUCUUAUCCCCACCCUUUCUCCCUACCUCUCUCUCCCCUUCUCACACACACACGCAACAUAACACAUCAAACGAUAAUCUCCUAUCUCUGACUCACUCCUUGUGAAACCCUAACCCUACGGAGGAUUCGCCAUGAAAGGAGGCAAAUCGAAGGCGGAAACUAAAAAGGCAGACAACAAGCUUUCUGUAAAGAAGAAAGGCGUCGGAGCCGAUAAAGUUAGCAAGAAAGCAGGGAAGAAGGAGAAGGCAGUUAAGGAUCCUAACAAACCUAAAAGGCCUGCAAGUGCCUUUUUCGUUUUUAUGGAAGAGUUCAGGAAGCAGUACAAGGAGAAACACCCUAACAACAAAUCAGUCUCCGUUGUCGGCAAAGCCGGUGGAGACAAAUGGAAAUCGAUGACAGAAGCCGAGAAGGCACCAUAUGUAGCCAAAGCAGAGAAGAGGAAGAGCGAGUACAAUAAGAGCUUGCAGGCAUACAACAAGAAGAAGGCCGAAGGAGCAAAUGCAGCUGAAGAAGAAGAAGAGGAGUCGGACAAGUCGAAGUCUGAAGUGAACGACGACGAGGACGAUGAUGAGAGUGGAGAGGAAGAUGACGACGAGUAGGCAAAGGGGAUAGUAGCUUGUGGAUGGAAGAAGGGGGGCUAGUUUGUGUAGGGACCUCUGUAGGAUUGCGAUCUUCAUUUUCUGUUACUCUAUCAUCAACGGAGAAAAAAAAAGAUAGAUGUUUUCUUUUCUUUUUUUGCUUAUUUUUCUUUAAAAGAAAGGUUUCUGGAGCUUUUCCCGAAGCUCUCAAAUCGCCCUGUACUUACUUUUCAGUUGCUUCAUGAUCUAAUGAUUCACUUUUAGGCACUAAUUUGUGUU
Messenger RNA from Nelumbo nucifera (sacred lotus), 886 nucleotides. Its product is annotated as HMG1/2-like protein. Lineage: Eukaryota; Viridiplantae; Streptophyta; Magnoliopsida; Proteales; Nelumbonaceae. The record is from RefSeq and is a predicted model, not a curated record.